Messenger RNA from Monascus purpureus, 946 nucleotides. The record is from the annotation of a GenBank genome assembly. NCBI's taxonomy places the organism in Eukaryota, Fungi, Ascomycota, Eurotiomycetes, Eurotiales, Aspergillaceae.
GUCCUCGUUGCACAGGCUAUUUAUGUUUUCGUCUCUGUCAGGCUCCUUCUAUUCUUGCAGAUAAUUUUUAUCCAGGCCCUCCAGGGACCAUAUUGAUUUGCUUCAUUGAACUGCCAUCAUGGCCACCUCAACGGGGACCGGAUGGGCUCAGCUCCGGCAGCAAGCCCGUUCUCUCGAAACUCAGACUGAGAAUAUCUUUCAUACCUACUCGCAAUAUGCAUCCAUGUCCAAGUUGCCCCCGAAGCCUUCGGAGGAGGAACAACGGGUCGAGUCGCAGUUGAGAGACCUCCUCGAAAAGCGCCAAGCACUCAUCUCACAACUCACCCGUCUCCUCGACUCCGAAGCCACCCUUACAGCCUCAGCCCUGAAACAGAACAACCUCUCCCGCCACCGUGAAGUCCUCCAGGAUCAUCGACGAGAACUCCAGCGUCUAAAAUCCGCUAUCGCAGAGACACGGGACCGCACAAACCUGCUCACGAAUGUCCGUUCGGACAUCGAUGCGUACCGCGCCUCCAACCCCGCAGCAGCGGAGGCGAAUUACAUGCUCGAGGAACGUGGUCGGAUUGACGAAAGUCACAACAUGAUCGACGGCGUCUUGAGCCAGGCGUAUGCAAUUAAUGAGAAUUUCGGACUGCAGCGUGAAACUCUUUCCAGGAUUAAUAGGCGGAUUGUGGGCGCCGCCAAUAAGAUACCCGGAGUCAACGUCUUGAUUGGGAAGAUUGGGACGAAGAAGCGGCGGGAUUCAAUUAUCCUGGGCAGUUUUAUUGGGUUUUGCUUUUUGAUGUUACUUUUCUUCCGGUGAUGAGGUUGUUCAUUCUUUAAUUCCCCCAUUUCGUUUCUCGUUCCAUGUCAUGCGGGCUGCUCUUCUUUGGGAAUCAGGGACGGCGUUAAGAGGGACUACCAGUCAUCUUCAUUACCGGUUUCUUUUUUUAAUUAUAAUGCCAGC